Molecule: messenger RNA, 438 nt
Organism: Schistocerca nitens (vagrant locust)
Lineage: Eukaryota; Metazoa; Arthropoda; Insecta; Orthoptera; Acrididae
Exons: 2
Coding region: 1-438 (145 amino acids)
Source: RefSeq, a predicted model, not a curated record
AUGGAAGUAGAAGAGGACGCAGGUAAAGAUGAAAUGGGAGAUACGAUAAUGUGUGAAGAAUUUGACAGAGAAAUGAAAGACCUGAGUCGAAACAAGGUCCCGGGAGAAGACAACUUUCCAUUAGAACUACUGAUAGCCUUGGGAGAGCCUGCCCGACAAAGCUCUACCAUUAUCUGCAAAAUACUAACAAGAAUUCUUUACAGACGAAUGGAAAAACUGGUAGAAGCCUACCUUGGGGAAAAUUGGUUCGGAUUCUGUAGAAACGUACGACUUAUCUUAGAAGAACGAUUAAGGGAAGGUAAACCUACGUUUCUAGCAUUUGUAGACUUAGAGAAAGCUUUUGACAAUUUUAAGUUUAAUACUCUCUUUCAAGUUCUGAAGGUUGAGUGGGGUCAUAUACAAGGAGCGAAAGGCUAUUUACAAUUUGUACAGAAAUGA